CCUGCGCCCGGGGGCCGCCUCUUCCUCCUCCUCUCAGCUGCCAGUCUUAGUGCCAUCUCCGCGGUGUCCGCCUGCAGCGCUUCCUGUUCCCGGGUCCCCUCGGCUUCUCCUCCUCUCCCCGUGUACUGGAUGGACCUGGCUCCCGACACAGUGACGUCACCAUUCAGCGUGUGACUUAUUUUGGAGAGUGACGUAAACAUUCGGGAGACCGUGUCUGGGUUAUGACGUGUGGUGAGCGGCUUGAGAAUCGGUAACGUUAUUGGCUGCGUGGAGUGACGUCACGUUGGUCCCACCCUCACACAGGCUCACAGCUCCCCCUCCCCGCAUCUCAGCUGCUGCAGUGAGCGGUGUGCGCGGUGCAGACCUAAAAAUGAAUAAUCUUUCAUUCAGUGAAUUAUGCUGUCUUUUCUGUUGCCCCCCUUGUCCUGGGAAGAUUGCCUCAAAGCUUGCCUUUUUGCCUCCCGAUCCAACUUACACCCUUAUGUGUGAUGAGAGUGGGAGCCGCUGGACACUUCACCUCUCAGAAAGAGCGGACUGGCAAUACUCUUCUCGGGAAAAAGAUGCCAUUGAGUGUUUCAUGACUAGAACAAGCAGAGGAAAUCGCAUUGCCUGCAUGUUUGUGCGCUGUUCCCCAAAUGCCAAGUAUACACUGCUGUUUUCUCAUGGCAAUGCUGUUGACCUGGGUCAGAUGAGCAGCUUUUACAUUGGUCUGGGCUCUCGGAUUAACUGCAACAUAUUCUCUUAUGACUACUCUGGGUACGGAUCAAGUUCUGGAAAGCCAACAGAGAAGAAUUUAUAUGCUGACAUUGAUGCUGCCUGGAUUGCUCUUAGAACAAGGUAUGGAGUACGUCCUGAGCAUGUUAUCAUAUAUGGGCAGAGUAUAGGUACCGUCCCAUCUGUUGAUCUUGCUGCUCGAUAUGAAAGUGCUGCUGUUAUUCUUCACUCUCCUCUAACCUCAGGAAUGAGAGUGGCUUUCCCUGACACCAAAAAAACCUACUGUUUUGAUGCAUUUCCCAACAUUGACAAAAUCUCCAAGAUUACAUCCCCAGUCUUGAUUAUCCAUGGCACAGAAGAUGAGGUGAUUGACUUUUCACAUGGCCUGGCGCUGUUUGAACGCUGCCAGAGGCCGGUGGAGCCACUAUGGGUUGAAGGAGCCGGUCACAAUGAUGUGGAACUCUAUGGACAGUACCUUGAGCGGUUAAAACAAUUUGUGACGCAAGAGCUUGUAAAUUUGUAACUACAUUUUGUUACCAAAAAAUGUUUUUCUUAUUUUUUUUUUCCCCCUUCAUAAAUGCCUCUAAGGGCAUUGAAGGUUUGCAGUAACUCUCUCUGGCCGCACAAAAGAAGUUAGCCGACCAUGUUUAAUUUUCUUCUUUUGCUGGACUGUGAGCCAUAGAAAUGUUCAUAAACCUGAAGGUCUGUUUGCAAAUCAUGUUGGUUGCCUUAACAGAUGUACAGGUAAUGAUUUGUUAACAUCAGUAAUGAAGGUUUUUUUGUUUAGUAUUUUGUUUUAAUACCAGUAUUGCUAUCUGGAAUUACACUAAGGUGCAGUCGGGCAUAUAUAUAUAGAUUACUUAAUCCGUGUGAAUUUAAAAAUGUUUCUUCUUCACUGUGUUUUGAAUGCAGCAGUUCAUUCUAUCAGCAUAACCGCAUAAAACUUUGAAAGGAAUUGGAAAUUAGAUUGUAUUGUUGAAGAUGAUUUGUUUACUUUACUUUUUUUUUUUUUUUUUUUUUUUUCUUGAGAGGGGGGUUAGCUUUUUUUUUCUCUUUUGUAAGGUUCACUUUUUAGAACUGAAAUGUAAACAGCACAAACUGUUGCUGAUUGCUAUGGAAGGAAAUAAGUACAAUUUUUUUUUUUUUCAAAGAUUAAUCGUGUAUUGCUGGCAUGUUCCCUAUUGAAAUUAAUGCUGCGAUUUUUUUUAUUUUUUUUUUCCUAUGAAUCAUGUACAAAUGUCUUAAUGGACUGUACUGGCUAAAGGUGCGCACAACCUUGCUUUUAAAUCACGCUACAAACACAAAGCCGGGUUGGCCAACAUGUAGUUAUGGCUGGCAAAGCAACAAGGGAGGAAUCUGUUCUCCAGCAGCAAGAGAGCCACCCCUUCUUUCAAGGCAUUCAUUAGACGUUGUACAUACCUGAGAUUUACUUGAGUAGACAAGAGGAUGCAUUUAGGACUGCACUUUUGACUCUUAUAUGAAAAUAUUUUGUUUCUGAAUUGAGACUUGACUUUUUUUUAUUUUUUUUUUAGUUUGUUCACCUACACAGCUUGCAAUCAUGUGGACCACUCCUGGUAGCUGUUAGCCUUGCUAGUUGCUAAACGUCUGGUUUACCCAUUUUUUUUUU
Messenger RNA from Pelobates fuscus (common spadefoot toad), 2341 nucleotides. RefSeq names its product abhydrolase domain containing 17B, depalmitoylase (gene ABHD17B). Lineage: Eukaryota; Metazoa; Chordata; Amphibia; Anura; Pelobatidae. Gene Ontology annotation, biological process: regulation of postsynapse organization; protein depalmitoylation. Gene Ontology annotation, cellular component: plasma membrane; endosome membrane. Gene Ontology annotation, molecular function: palmitoyl-(protein) hydrolase activity. The transcript is spliced from 4 exons. The coding region runs from base 371 to 1237 and encodes 288 amino acids. The record is from RefSeq and is a predicted model, not a curated record.